This is a messenger RNA of Scheffersomyces stipitis CBS 6054, 1578 nucleotides long. RefSeq names its product multidrug-resistance transporter (gene MDR6). The transcript has a single exon. Gene Ontology annotation, molecular function: transmembrane transporter activity. Gene Ontology annotation, biological process: transmembrane transport. The annotation marks the transcript as partial. The record is from RefSeq and is a predicted model, not a curated record. NCBI's taxonomy places the organism in Eukaryota, Fungi, Ascomycota, Pichiomycetes, Serinales, Debaryomycetaceae.
AAGGAGGAAGUAUUUGAAGAAAGUAAUGCCGGAGAUGGAACAAGACGAGAGGACCAAUAUCUCCAUGGAUACAGACUAGCUCUAUGUGUGGUUGCACUUUUGCUCAGUUUGUUCAUUAUGUCUAUAAGCCAGACAAUCAUUCUCAUAAUUCUUACCGAAGUCGGUAACAAAUUUGACGGGGUCGGCAAAAUCAACUGGAUCACUUCGGGAUAUCUUUUGGCAAUAGCUGUGCUAACGCAAACAUGGGGCAAACUCUCAAUUCUUAUUGGUAGAAAGUUGACAUUGAGCAUAUCGUUGAUAUUUUUUGAAGCAGGUACUCUACUUUGUGCUUUAUCCAACAGCAUGGAUAUGUUGAUUGGUGGAAGGGUAUUGGCUGGUGUAGGUGCUGGAGGAAUCCAGGCUUCUGUGUUUGUCGUAUUGAGUGAAGUACUUCCUAUCCAAUAUCGUACCUACGGGAUGAUGUUAAUGUCUAUGACAGGUACAACAGCUUCAAUUAUUGGUCCCUUGAUAGGAGGGGCGCUUUCAAGAGUUAGUUGGAGAUGGUGCUUCUAUUUCAAUAUCCCUAUUGGAGGAGCAGCUUUUGUAUACUUGCAACUUUUCUUCAAUCCGCCAAAGCCAAAAGGGAAGUUAUUGAAAAAGUUGAAGUUGUUGGAUUACGUAGGAACAUUACUUGUUUGCGGUGCCGCAGUAUUGAUUCUACUUGGGCUCAGUUUUGGGUCCAACCAAGAAUUUGAUUGGAAAUCUGCUCCCGUUAUUGUCUGCUUGACCGUAGGGGGUCUCCUACUUAUUGCGUUCUUGAUUUGGAACUUCAAUUACUCAAAAUAUCCACUAAUUCCGGUUGAUGUGGCUAAAUCAUGGCAAGUGGAAGCUUCGGUUUUGACAGGAUGUGCCAUGUUUGGCUACUUUUUCUCUAACCAGAUUUAUAUUUCAGUCUACUUUCAGGUUAUACACGGCUGGAAUGCUUGGGAAUCUGGACUUCAUCUCUUGCCGUUGAUUAUUUCCUCUGUGAUAAGUUCAAUCGGAGGAUCACUACUUAUCCAGAAGACCAAAUUUAUCAAGCCAUUUUCUAUAUUUGCAGCCGCUUGUGGACUCGUGGGAAAUUCCAUCUUGUAUUUGUUGGAUGUGGACUCGAAUUUAGCAAAGAUUAUUGGUUUGCUUAUUUUACCUGGCUUAUCUACGGGUAUGCAAGUCCAGUCGACAGUUAUGCUUGUUCAAGUUUCUGCUCCCAAGACUGCUGGAAGUACAAUUAUGGCUACUACAUACUACAACUUCCUUAGGACACUUUGUGGGGCUGUCGCUGCUGAUUUGGCUACGCUUACGUACAAUGAAUCGCUCAAAAGUAAAUUGACACAUGCCCUAAGUAAUAUCACUGAUCCUGCCUUGGCUCAGGAACUCAGUUCUAUAGAGUUGUCGGAAAUUUUGUCUAACACCACGAUUCUCAAUCAAUUAUCUCUGGCUGCGCAGUACUUCAUCAAAAACGAGAUUAUGGGUGCAAUCAGAAAUGUUUUCCACGUAAGUGCUGGAUUCGGAGGGUUAUGCUUGAUAGCUUCAUGCUUUCAGGUUAACCACCGGUUGCCU